AGGAGGGAGGGAGCACGGCUACAUUAUACCAAACACACAUACACACACGGGUUACAUGACACUGUGGAAGCGGUGCGGCAGCAGCGGGGAAGUCGCUCGUCUUUAUUCCCCCUCCUUUAUAUCUUCAUGUGUUUUUCUUUCUCACUCGAGGAUGUACUUUUGACGCAUUUUCUGUUUUAAAUCCCAAAGAAUUAAAAGUGUUUUUUUCCUUUUCUUCCACAUCCAUCACUUACCUCUCCACCUCCAGCUUUUUUGUGUGUGGUUGCUGUAGCUCAGUUCGUUUCGUUUUUUAAUUUCUUUUAUUUUUAAUUUCCAAGGACGCCGCAGCUUCUUCACCGGACCACCGAGGAACUAUUUUCUCUCUCCACUUUGUUGUUUUUGUGAAUGCACUUUUGUGAACGCACAUUUGUUUUUCCUGGACCAUAUCCGCUGUGCGCACGCUGACUCACACGCUGUAGUGAUGAGAUUUUAAACUCGUGGUUCCCUCUAUUUUUAUUUUUUAUUUUCUCCUCAUGACAUUGAGGCGUGCACCGGACUCUUCAUUCUGACCCGCUUGCACGUCAAGUUUUCCGGGUCGUGUGUAGUUCAGAGACUCGUGGUGAAGACACACACACACACACGCUCCUGUUGCUUCAUCGGACACACACCGGCUGCGUGUCCGCGCCACGCCGCUUCCUCUCCCGGUGACUCGCCGUCGACGCUCCGGUGAAAACCAGAGGAGACGGUUCCCCCUUAUCUUCCACUUCCACCAGGGAUUUCAGUGACAUUUCCUCGGACAACCGUGGCUUCAGUUUCUCCGGUCGAGCAAAUCGAGUCAGUUUGUUAAAAUGCCACAGUUAUCAGGCGGCGGAGACCCGGAGCUGUGCGCCACCGACGAGAUGAUCCCCUUCAAAGACGAGGGGGACCCGCACAAGGAGCAGAUCUUCGCCGAGCUCAGCCACUCGGAGGAGGAGGGAGACCUGGCCGACAUCAAGUCGUCCCUGGUCAACGAGUCGGAGAGCAGCCCCAACAGCAACAGCCACGAUGCAGCUAGACAGUCCCAAGAUUCAUAUCACGAAAAACACAGAGACCAUAUGGAAGAUGGAAAACAUCAAGACUUGUACGGCAAAGGCCAUCCGUACACGGGCUACCCAGGCUACAUCAUGAUGAGUAACAUGAACGACUCCUACAUGAACAAUGGCUCCCUCUCACCGCCCAUGCCCAGAACGUCCAACAAAGUCCCCGUGGUGCAGCCGUCCCAUGCAGUCCACCCACUCACCCCGCUGAUCACGUACAGUGACGAGCACUUUGCCCUUGGAUCUCACUCUGGACAUCAUCCCCAGGAUGGCAGCAACAAACAAGGAAUGCCAAGGCAUCACCCUGGCCCCGACAUGACCAACUUCUAUUCCCUAUCACCUGGAGGAGUGGGACAGAUCACGCCACCACUGGGAUGGUUCUCACACCACAUGGUGCCUGGCCCCCCAGGCCCUCACGCCACAGGGAUCCCCCACCCGGCCAUCGUCAACCCACAGGUCAAACACGAGCCGCCGCAUGAAACAGACAUCAUGCACAUGAAACCCCAGCAUGAGCAGAGAAAGGAGCAGGAGCCCAAAAGACCGCACAUCAAGAAGCCACUAAACGCCUUCAUGCUCUACAUGAAAGAGAUGCGUGCAAAUGUGGUCGCCGAGUGCACGCUGAAGGAGAGCGCUGCCAUCAACCAGAUCCUGGGACGAAGGUGGCAUGCUUUAUCUCGGGAAGAGCAAGCUAAGUAUUAUGAGUUAGCCCGCAAGGAACGGCAGCUCCACAUGCAGCUCUACCCAGGCUGGUCCGCUCGAGACAAUUAUGGAAAGAAGAAGAAGCGGAAGAGGGAGAAGAUGCAGGAAACGACCACAGGUACAGGCCAGAGAAUGAAAACGGCGUACAUCUGAGAAAAUGGAGGAAAACGGAACAAUUUCUCCACAUGCAAAGCGAAGGCAGCAGCUACGGGCCCUCUUCUAGAGAUGGAGGCCUGUUAGAUUUCAUGAAGACCCUUAAAUCUCCAAACUGAAGCCUCCACUUCUCAGAGGACCCCCCCCCCCAUGUCCCACCCCAACUACCCCUACUCCCUUCGACACAGUCACACGCCACCACCACCAUCACCAAAAAACACUUCACUGUUUGACAACACUUCCUUACUGAAGGCGCCUGCUGUAGAGACACUGAACUGAACAAGACAAUCAUGAUUAGUCGGAGCACCCUCACGAAAACCACACUCUCGCACGGGAAAAACCCAGAAUUGACGUCUGUGUUUUGUCAGGUUCCUGUUACGACUCGAGCUUUACCACGAUCCAAGGCACUGCACUGAAAAGAAAAAAAAACAACAGCAGCAAUUUUUGAUGUGCACACAAACUUCUUCCCCCUGCACUGCCCAAACUCUCCAGACACCCGUCCCUAAGUUAUUGUAACUUAUUUGUCACCUCUGUUCAUUUGUAUAGUUUUAUUAGGCCGACCUUCACGCCCUCACCCCCUCCCCUCGUCUCUCUCUCACUGGAUUUUUUGAGACCCUUUGAGGUUUCACUCGACUGACCAAACACCUCUUUUUAGACUGCACUAAGGAAGAUGGAGGGAUCUCAUCUCGUCUAAAGAAACGUCCUCAAGACGCCAUUUUAGUUUGUUGCUGACCAGUUGGUGCAAAAAAGGAUCAAUGAUUUGAUUUGCUUUUCAUUUUAAACUGAAUUUUAUUUUGAAUGCUUUUUUUGUAUCUUGAACCCUCGUUUCAAUUUCUCGGUGUAUAUUUUAGUGAUUUUUUUUUAAAUAUUGUUUUUUUAUAUAGUGGUAUAUAUGAAAAUAAGCUUUGGACACAGGAAAGCCAUUUUUCUUGUUGAAGCGUCUUGCAGAAAAUUGAAACUUAAGGCUUCUUUUGAUAACUAUUUGU
Molecule: messenger RNA, 2893 nt
Organism: Paralichthys olivaceus (Japanese flounder)
Lineage: Eukaryota; Metazoa; Chordata; Actinopteri; Pleuronectiformes; Paralichthyidae
Gene: lef1
Product: lymphoid enhancer-binding factor 1
Biological process (GO): regulation of transcription by RNA polymerase II; canonical Wnt signaling pathway
Cellular component (GO): beta-catenin-TCF complex; chromatin
Molecular function (GO): RNA polymerase II cis-regulatory region sequence-specific DNA binding; DNA-binding transcription factor activity, RNA polymerase II-specific
Source: RefSeq, a predicted model, not a curated record